Messenger RNA from Gossypium raimondii (Peruvian cotton), 396 nucleotides. RefSeq lists its product as uncharacterized. The record is from RefSeq and is a predicted model, not a curated record. Lineage: Eukaryota; Viridiplantae; Streptophyta; Magnoliopsida; Malvales; Malvaceae. The transcript has 3 exons. Bases 1 to 396 code for a protein of 131 amino acids.
AUGGAGAGAUCACCUGAAUCUGAGAUGGGGAGGAAACCAAUGAGGAGAAAAGGGAAUGAGCAUGUGAAAGCAAUAGCGCUUAGAUCAGGUAAUGUACUGGGUAGCCCAGAAGACCCAAAUCAAGAGGUAAAUAUAGAGAAUACUAAUGAUCUUCAAGAAAGACCCUUAAAAGCUAAAGAUGAUUCGGAGUUAGAGGAAGUAGUUGCAUCAGAAUUUGAGCCAGAUGUAGAAACAACUAAAGAUUCUAUUGUAGAAAAAAUAUCGUUCCCUUCAAGGCUAGAAAAAAAGCAAAUGCGGGAUGAAGACGAGUUUGAGGAAGAGGUGCGUGAAAGUGAAGAGGAAGGAGAGGAUGACGAUGAAGAAGAUGAUGAGAUGGAUUUUGAGAAGGAUGACUGA